AGUCCGGGACGGUAUAACGUAUCCAAUGGAAGUACAGAGAAGUAUCGGGCCCCAACAGACAAACAGCAGCAGUAUGUGCGAGUCCACGCAGAGGUCAGAACCUCGCCGAAAGAAGAUGGAUGAUCGUAGUGCGCCCUCAGAGAUGGCCAGGAUUAUCACGGACCCUGCCACGGGGAAGUGCUACUGCCGGGGGAAAGUUUUGGGAAAGGGAGGCUUUGCAAAGUGCUAUGAGAUGACGGAUCUGUCCACCAGCAAAGUUUAUGCAGCCAAAAUCAUCCCACACGCGCGCGUCUCCAAGCCUCACCAACGGGAGAAGAUUGACAGAGAAAUUGAGCUACACAGAGCUCUGCACCAUAAACACAUUGUUCACUUUUAUCACCAUUUUGAAGACAAGGAGAACAUCUACAUACUGUUGGAAUACUGCAGUAGAAAAUCAUUAGCCCACAUCCUGAAGGCUCGCAAAGUACUAACAGAGCCAGAGGUGCGUUAUUAUCUACGACAGAUUGUCUCUGGACUGAGGUACCUGCAUGAGCAAGAGAUCCUUCACAGAGACCUGAAGCUUGGUAACUUCUUUGUGAGUGAGUCGAUGGAGCUGAAGGUCGGGGACUUUGGUUUGGCUGCCAAGUUGGAGCCAGCAGGAAACAGGAGAAAGACGAUCUGUGGAACUCCCAACUACCUGUCCCCCGAGGUGCUCAACAAGCAGGGCCACGGCUGUGAAUCAGACAUAUGGGCCUUAGGCUGUGUAAUGUACACUAUGCUUCUGGGCAGACCGCCAUUUGAAACCACCAACUUAAAGGAGACAUAUAAGUGUAUAAGAGAGGCACGUUAUUCCCUGCCCUCCUCCCUGUCGCCACAAGCUAAGCAGUUGAUUGCUAGCCUGCUUGCAAAGAUCCCAGAAGACAGACCCAACCUGGACCACAUUCUGAGGCACGACUUCUUCACACAGGGCUUCAGUCCAGAGCGUCUGCCGGCGAGCUGUUGCCACUCAGCACCAGAUUUCCACGUCUCCAGUCCAGCCAAAAGCUUCUUCAAGAAGGCUGCUGCCGCACUUUUUGGUGGGAGGAGAGACAAGGUCAAAUACUACGAGACUCUGAAUAAAUUAACCAAAGAGGAAGAGGAGAUCUAUAAACUGCAGCAUGACCUGGAGAGGACUGUCAUCAGCCAACAACAGAGCAAAAAGACAUCUGAGAAUGGAAGUCUACUUCCGCCAUCUGCCGAGAGACCUGUCGCCCCGGCAACAGAGAGCCAGUCCCCAACGACUACGCGCGACACCAUCCGCCUCAUCGUCAGGGGGAGUCUGGGGAGCUGCAGCAGCAGUAGUGAAUGCCUAGAAGACAGCACGACAGGGAGUGUGGCUGAAACUGUUGCCAGUGUUUUGAGAGGAUGCCUGGAGAAUAUGCCCAAAGCGGACGACAUUCCUCAGGGCUCAAACAGCUGCAGCCUUCAAUGGGUGACUAAAUGGGUGGACUACUCCAACAAGUACGGCUUCGGAUACCAGUUGUCUGAUCACACCGUGGGAGUCCUGUUCAACAACGGCACUCACAUGAGCCUCCUGCCAGACAGAAAGACCAUCCAUUACUAUGCAGAGUUGGGUCAGCGCUCUGUUUUCCCCACUUGUGAGGUUCCUGAACACUUUGUGGGCCAGGUGACUGUGCUCAAAUACUUUUCCCACUACAUGGAGGAGAACCUAAUGGAUGGCGGUGACCUGGGUAGUAUGACAGACGCACACAUGCCUAGACUCUACCUGCUGCAGUGGCUCAAAUCCGACCGCGCCCUCAUGAUGCUCUUUAACGACGGCACCUUCCAGAUCAACUUUUACCACGACCACACCAAGAUCAUUCUGUGCUGUCAGAGGGAUGAGUACAUGCUCACAUACAUCAACGAGGACCGUGUCUCCAAAACCUUCAAACUGAGUUCCUUGCUGAAAUCUGGCUGCCCCAACGACCUGCGGGAACGCAUGGUGUACUCUCUCAACAUGCUUCUGCAGAGGUGCAGCUAAACCCCCAAAAAUCUGUUUGGACUGUAUCAAAUAGACUGAGCUACACAAUGUGCUGCUGCAGUGCUGCAGUCAAACCAGGAUCUGCGCAGGAAAAAACAAUGUGAGGAUGGACCUGUGAAAAGUAAUUAACAUUCCGACACUGUUGCACCUUGGUGACUCAGCAGAGGUGCUGAUGGAAAAAUAACACAGAAAGACUCUAUGGAUGGCGAAAUGAAAUGUAGCGCAAUGGAUGCAAAAGGGCUGAUUUGUAUGUUGAUUGUUUGAGGAGAAGAAAGACAGAGUGUAGGAGCAAGUAUGUUGGUACGAAUGUGAAUCCCAUGUUUUUGUGGGAAAAAAGAGGGAUAUAUGGGAAGUAAAGACAAAUGCUGGGCUGGCACCAGCUUCAAUUUGUAAAGUGUAAUCAAUGCUGUUUUAUAGACACAAUCUAUAAACUGAGACUCUGAGUGUAACCAGAGCUAAACUGUUGAAUACUGUAAAUGAUGUACAGUGAAUGUAACAGCCCACUCAGCAGUGCAAAGAAAUGAUUGCUAAUGUGUGCGGUAGCUACUGAGUCCGCCUGUUUAUAUGUGUGAGUGUGUGUGUGAGUGUGUGUGUGAGUGGGACGAGUGUAUCAUCAUGCUAACUCUGAAAAACUGUGAUUUGGUCUCUUUACUGACAGAUGGACUCAGCACAUUGAGCUGAGAAACAGAGGGGUGAUGUGAAGGAGGAAGGAGAGAGGGGAGGGGGCAGGAGGAGAAAAUGACGUUAGUUUGAAAAGAAAAGUACCAAGUAUCUUUUGAGGAACACUUAAGAGCCAUUAUCAGCUUGGUAGAAAAUGUCCUACUUAAGUUAUUGUGUAUAAAAGUGCAGUAUUUAUUUAUUUAAUAAUAAAAACUGAUUUUGUAAAAAAAAAAAAUGCUCCUGGGUUUCAACCUUGUACUUUCUUUAUACCUUUAUCUUUUAAAGACCACUUUCAAUU
This is a messenger RNA of Notolabrus celidotus (New Zealand spotty), 2957 nucleotides long. It is a transcript of the gene plk2b, whose product is annotated as polo-like kinase 2b (Drosophila). Gene Ontology annotation, molecular function: protein serine/threonine kinase activity; ATP binding; protein binding. Gene Ontology annotation, biological process: mitotic cell cycle; protein phosphorylation; regulation of cytokinesis. The coding region runs from base 26 to 1999 and encodes 657 amino acids. The transcript has 14 exons. Gene Ontology annotation, cellular component: nucleus; cytoplasm; spindle pole. The record is from RefSeq and is a predicted model, not a curated record. NCBI's taxonomy places the organism in Eukaryota, Metazoa, Chordata, Actinopteri, Labriformes, Labridae.